GCGUGAAAUCUUUGAGCAGACCGACAAUCAGCAACUGAUGGCACAACUGCCCCUCGGUGACGACUGUGAGCUGCAUCGAUGUGUACCGCUGGAAUGUCUCAACGUGAAGCUGUUGCUCUAUUGGCAGUGCCUCGGCGACUAUCUGGAGAGCACGCAGGCGGACGAAAGCGACCAGGUGCUGCCCGAACUGAGUGUCUUCUGCACCUAUGUGAACAAGUUCUGUGAGAGCCAGAAACCGGACAUGGACAAGUUCGCCCAGAUAGAGUUCCAGAACAUGCUGCUCUCGCUGGUGGAAAUCCUGGACUCGUACGACCUGGGCGACGAGAUUGGGCGUAGCAAUAUGAAGACGUUGAUCAAAAAUCUAUUGAAGGACUGUCUGCUCGACCACAAGAUCGUCCGCGUGCUCGUGCGUUGCAUGGAGAAGCUGAUCACCGACCUCAAUGACCGGAUGAAGUUCUUUAUUGAGAUCAUCUACGAGACGUGUGACCUUAAUACCAAGCAGAAUGAGCUAGUGCACGAUCGCAAUCUGAUCAGUACGUUGCUGGACGACUUGGACACGCCCUCGAAGAUGAAGAUAUCCUCGUUGAAGGUGAAGAUCGGGGGGAGCUGGAGCCGUUACUGGGGAUAUAAGGAAGAGAAUAGGAUUAGUUAUAUGUAUUAGUAAGGGAAAAGG
Messenger RNA from Drosophila miranda, 673 nucleotides. RefSeq names its product condensin complex subunit 3-like. Bases 38 to 661 code for a protein of 207 amino acids. Gene Ontology annotation, cellular component: cytoplasm; condensin complex; condensed chromosome. The transcript has 2 exons. Lineage: Eukaryota; Metazoa; Arthropoda; Insecta; Diptera; Drosophilidae. The record is from RefSeq and is a predicted model, not a curated record. Gene Ontology annotation, biological process: mitotic chromosome condensation.